This is a messenger RNA of Pimephales promelas (fathead minnow), 2081 nucleotides long. RefSeq names its product bone morphogenetic protein 4 (gene bmp4). NCBI's taxonomy places the organism in Eukaryota, Metazoa, Chordata, Actinopteri, Cypriniformes, Leuciscidae. Gene Ontology annotation, cellular component: extracellular region. Gene Ontology annotation, molecular function: cytokine activity; growth factor activity. The record is from RefSeq and is a predicted model, not a curated record.
UCACAUAAAAACUGCCAGGAGAACUGGAUGCGGGAUCAGUCGGUGAUGUUCUCCGUUCUCGCAUUUUCCUGGAGCUACAGAUCCACUGGACUUCUUCAGCUGGCUUCUUCCUCUUCCACAUGACGCGGAACUAAUGACCUAAACUUUCCCUUCAGCCUCGGACUUUUGCUAUGUGAGGCGAACUCCGUUGGAAACUCCGUUUUACGUCUUCUCUUCAGGAAUACCGUGCGCAUCUUACCAAUGGAAAAGGAUCUCACCGCAGUUCUUAAACCGCCUAGCAGGACCACGUAACAUUCGCUUGAGGAACUCGUCCUGUGUCACCUCUCAACAAACAUGGACUGUUUUCCCAUGCUUUAUUUUCUGUCGAGACAUCAUGAUUCCUGGUAAUCGAAUGCUGAUGGUUAUUUUAUUAUGCCAAGUCCUACUGGGAGAGAGCAGCUAUGCUAGUCUAAUAUCCGAGGAAGGGAAGAAGAAAGUGUCGGCUCAGCACCUGGGUCAGAGUCAUGAGCUGCUGCGGGACUUCGAGGCCACGCUCCUGCACAUGUUUGGGCUCCAGAGGCGCCCGCGGCCCAGCACCUCCGCCGUCGUGCCCCAGUACCUGCUGGACCUGUACCGGCUGCAGUCGGGGGAGGCGGACGAGGCUGGAGCCCACGACCUCAGCUUCCGCUAUCCCGAGCGGUCCACCAGUCGGGCCAACACCGUGAGGGGAUUCCAUCAUGAAGAGCACAUGGAAGAGUUGCAGUCUGACGGGUCUCGGGAGACUCCGCUUCGCUUCAUCUUCAAUCUCAGCAGCAUCCCAGAGGAGGAGCUCAUUUCCACCGCAGAGCUGCGCAUCUACAGGCAACAGAUCGAUGAUGCAACCUCCCUCGCGGGAGACGAGGGUCUCCAGCGGAUCAACAUCUACGAGGUGCUGAAGCCUCCGCGGGCGGGGACGCUCAUCACGCAGCUCCUGGACACGCGGCUGGUGCGCCACAACACGUCCCGCUGGGAGAGUUUCGACGUUGGCCCGGCCGUGCUGCGCUGGACCCGCGAUAAACGCUCAAACCACGGGCUCGCCGUGGAGAUCGUGCACCCCGACCCGAGCCGGCGGCCGCAGGGACGCCACGUCCGCGUGAGCCGUUCCCUGCAGCCCGUACCGGACGAAGACUGGGCCCAGCUCCGCCCGCUGCUAGUCACGUUCGGGCACGAUGGGAAAAGUCAUCCGCUGACGCGGCGGGCAAAGCGAAGCCCCAAGCAAAGAGGCCGCAAGCGCAACCGCAACUGUCGGAGACACGCGCUUUACGUGGACUUCAGCGACGUGGGCUGGAACGACUGGAUCGUGGCUCCGCCGGGUUACCAGGCGUACUACUGUCACGGCGAGUGUCCGUUUCCCUUGGCCGAUCACCUGAACUCCACCAAUCACGCUAUCGUACAGACGCUGGUCAACUCGGUGAACACCAACAUCCCCAAAGCCUGCUGCGUUCCCACCGAGCUCAGCGCCAUCUCCAUGCUGUACCUGGACGAGACGGACCGCGUGGUGCUGAAGAACUAUCAGGAGAUGGUGGUGGAGGGAUGCGGAUGCCGCUGAGACUCGCACCCGUAUGUGGACACUUAUUUAUAACUCGUGUUUGUCUCUUUCUUUGUCUGAUCGAUCAUAUAUUUUGACAAAAAGUAUAUAUAAAUAUAUAUAUUUAUAUCAACGCAAGUAAAAAAAAAAAUGUUUUUAAAAGUGUCCUUAUUUGAAUUAUAAUUCAGCUGUACAGCUUUCCAUUAUGUAUAUCAGACUGUGUAAGGGUUUCUCGAUGUGCUAGAAGAAUUAGAAGCCACUAAAAGUUUAUUUACUGCUAGUAUUUAUUUCUUUAAUACAAUAUACGUUCACGAAAAUAGAAAUGCGUAGCCGACGAACCCCCUAUUUGAUCAGAACGCAUCGUUUGUGUACUUAAAACAGAGCACUGUAUGAAAUCCUAGGAAAACUGAUUUUCUUCUAUAUCAGUAAAAGGAAUCGGAUCUGUAUUGAUGUGAGUUCAUGGUUUGCAUCGGCAUGUGAUUUACAUGUUCCCAAAAUAAUUUUGUUGUUAAAUAAAUUGUGAAACAUUCCAACA